GGCCAGGCGCACAUUGGUCGGACGGGCGUCUGUUGGCGCGCCGGCAGCCAAUGGAGCGGACCGGUGGUUCGGCGGGUUUUGGGCGAGGAGACGGGGCAACUUUGGCACCACUGAAAGAUUUCCAAAGCAAGCAAGCAAGACGCGCAGCCAUGUUUCAGUUUCGGUAGCGUGUGUCGUUAGCCCGAAACAAAAACACUGCCGAUGGGCCUGCUUCAACCCGACGCCAUGUAGUGUUCUUGAAGCCUGUGCCUUCGGAGUUCUCCCGGACGUACACCGAGCGGCUGCCAUCGCCUGGGAAACGCGGCUGUGAUGCGGCCCCGAAACGUCUCACUAGGCCUAGUAGCGCUGGCAGCGCUGCUGGCACCCGGCCUGGGCCAGGUGGUAAGCUCGCGUGUGUCCGAGCACCGUAUUCCUCAUCAUGGUCGCUGUGAACCCAUCACGAUUCCGCUGUGCAAAGACAUCCAGUAUAACGAGACUAUCAUGCCCAACUUGCUUAAUCACCAAAAGCAAGAAGACGCCGGCAUGGAAGUGCACCAAUUCUUUCCAUUGGUCAAGGUCAAGUGCUCGCCGGACUUGCAGUUUUUUCUGUGCUCUAUGUACGCACCAGUGUGCACGAUCCUGGAGUACCCAAUCCCACCGUGCCGUUCGCUUUGCAUGUCAGCGCGCGAAGGCUGCGAGCACCUGAUGAACAAGUUUGGCUUCAAGUGGCCGGAGUCCCUUGAGUGUGACAAGUUCCCAGAAGUUGGCUCAUCGGAAAAGCUUUGCGUCGGCGAGAAUGUAACUGAGCAUCGAAUCAACCACACUCCAACUUCACCGAAUUCGACGGGUCUCCUUGUGAAUCAUGGUUUUCUCUGCCCACGCGAGUUUCGUGUGCCCCUUGGUUUGGACUAUGUGUUCCGCAUUCGUGGUAAGGAAGAAAAGAACUGCGGGAUGCCGUGCCACCACAUGUUUUUCAGGGGCGAAAACCUCAAGUUUUCGCGCUACUGGAUCGGUGCUUGGGCCAUACAGUGCAUGGUGUCCACGCUGUUCACUGUACUGACAUUCCUAAUCGACAUGCAGCGGUUCCGUUACCCGGAGCGACCCAUCAUUUUCCUCUCAUUUUGCAACCUGAUGGUGUCUUCCACCUAUUUCGCGGGUUUCGUGCUCGGCGACCAAGUGGCCUGUAACGAGCCUUUCGAAGUGCCGGGUGGACACAGUAACAUUGAAAUGGUUCGCACGAUCACGCAGAACAACAAAAAGGAAGCGUGCACUGUGAUGUUCAUGGUGCUUUAUUUCUUCAGCAUGGCCGGUUCAAUCUGGUGGGUUGUCCUCACACUCACCUGGUUCUUGGCGGCAGGGCUCAAGUGGGGUCAUGAAGCGAUUGAGAGCAACUCGCAGUACUUCCACCUCGCUGCUUGGACUAUACCAGCCGUAAAAACUAUUACGAUCCUAGCUAUGGGCAAAGUAGAAGGGGACGUGCUCAGCGGAGUCUGCUAUGUCGGUCUUUGGAACAUGGACGCCUUACGUGGUUUCGUUCUUGCGCCGCUGUUCGUCUAUCUUGCCUUAGGCAAGGUAUUUCUUAUGGCGGGCUUUAUAUCUCUCUGCCAUAUCCGAACUGUGAUGAAGCACGAUGGCACCAAGACAGACAAGCUGGAAAAGCUCAUGGUCCGGAUCGGCAUCUUUUCCUUCUUGUACACUUUACCAGCUCUAACAGUGUUAUGCUGCUACUUCUACGAACAAGCUCACUUCGACGACUGGAUGCUCGCUUGGCACUGGCAAGUGAACGCAGAGCAGCGUUGGAGCAUACCGUGCCCAGAGCCGUCGUGCAACCGCCGCGAUCGUUCCCUGCGCCGGCCAGAGUUCUACGUCUUCAUGAUCAAGUACCUGGGCAUUCUCAUUGUGGGCAUCACGUCGGGCGUCUGGAUAUGGUCCGGAAAGACAUUCGCAUCGUGGAGAAACUUUUACGCCCGCUUGCAGAACUUGACAUCCACGCCAGCGAGGCGCCGGGCAGAGGCAUACGUUUGACCAGCUGUCUCUGCCGACAUCUACUCAGGAAUCGCGCGUGCGAGCGCAUUAACGGUAGGCCCGAUUUAUUACGCCGUGCCAACGCAAGCGGCCAAUGCGAACGGCAUCGUCACUUCGUGUAAGUGACGGCGUCGUUUUGCAAAGUGCGAGUCGUGAAGGUGGUACUGUACCGGCCAUGUCGGGUGCACUGUCCGCCUGGCGGAUGCACCCUUCGUACUCUGCGACUAAUGUCGCCUUCACGAACCGCGAGUGGUCGUGCAGGUGAUAUUGGUCAGGUUUAUUGAUGCGGCUGCCAUAAAUGCAUUAACUGCAUUCGCCAUGACCGUCAUCAGUAACUUGCAGUGGACUCGUGGUAGAUUUGAUCUUUCUUAUGUGCCACUUAGACUCAGCCAGGAGAGUAGCAAGCAGUGAUGCUCCAUGAGCUUCUGAUUCUCUCGUAUCAGCACAGGGUUGUAAGAUAUAGAAAGAUCCUGCCAGUGAAUUACAUGCAGCACAAAUUAUAGUGUUUCUCGGUGACGUUGUAGGCAAGGUAUGUGGUACAUGCCGGGAAAGAGAAUGGAGUGCUAUUCUGUGUUAAAAGAAACACAGAAAUACUAGAACAUAUCUUUCAUGUUUUUAGUGCGAGGGUUUGCUAAAGACAGUGUCGAAAAAUAUCAUUAGCUGGUGUUUCUCUUUUUUUUUUUUUUUCAUUGUAAUUUAUAUAUGUAUGCAUUGAUUCCCAUCCAACUGUUAUGCUUUAAGCAGCAAUGGCAGCAUAAGUGAUGCACUGUUCUCAUUAAUGCUGCCAUUUGCAGUCUUGCGAUAGGUGUUCACAGAUGCCCAUAAUUGGAUUGCAUGCACAAGUUGUUGUUUAAGCUGUGUGUCAAGCAUGAUCAACAAAAACGGGAGGCAACGAGCACAAUUCAGUGGCGCACAUUAUUUUGUUUUCUUCUUGCUUGAGUGUUCAUGCAAAUGAUCACAGGACACUAAAAGCCAGCAACCUGACUCAAAGGCGCACAUUAUUUCCGUAUAUUUCUUUUCAUAUCAGUGAGUGUUCAUGAACUUUGGGACAGUUUAUCAUUCGCCAUUUUAAGCUGCACAGCACUUCAUGUUUUCACUGCCAGAAUAUUUUGCUGGCCUGCCCUGGGAGAAUAUUUUAUUUAUGCCUUUUUAUGGGCUAAGCAGAGCAUAUUCAAGUAAAAGAAAUGCUCUCCUCACUGGACCAUUGCAUAUUCUUGGGCAAGACCAAUUUUCACUUGCGUAACCUGAAAAUUGGAAGGCAAAAGUGCAGUGCACUUGACCUUGACACUUUGUUACUUUGGUAUGCUCAAACAAUUUAAUGCCUGCAUAAUGCCAUACUUUCAGUAAAUAGUUUAUUGCCAUUAUUAAUGGAAAGAGUGCUUGUACAUCAAAAUACUGCUCCUGGGCAGCUGAUAUACACUUAACACUAGUUCAACUAGCUGUGUAGCUGGCAUUUUUUACCAUGAUGUCGGUGAUGAACCUGUGGAAUACUACUGUUUCAACAUUUAAGGCACCCAAGUGGAUAUCUUCAGUGCACUUCUAUGAAGUCGCUAUCAUUUCUAGCAGCAUUGCCACGUGUUCUAGCUGCUAGAUGUGUUCAGAACUUGUUCAUAUUCAUUUUGAUCCCAUAUUGGUGCGUAUUUACCUGUGAAACCUCAUCCAGCCUUUUUUCUUUUUUACACCGUAUGCUUCAUGCUCUGAGCUGACGCAUGCAAUAGAUGUCACAUUUGAACCUUAUGUUACUUGGCAACAUUAUUUUUUUGCACGAUUUGCCGGACGACGUGUUCCUGUGCUGAGAUUCAUCUUUUCAUUGGCGAUAACUGUGUGCCCAUAGCUUGUAAAACAGGCAAACACAGUUUUUUUUGUCGCAUGUUGCUGGUAGCAUCCACUUGUCUUUAAAUUAAGUAUCACAUGCCAGUAUGUAUACUUUGGUGAAUGACAAAUACUUUUUAACUUAUGCAAUCUUUGUUGAACACAUCAACUGACAUUAUAAUUUAAAUGUUGCUUUGUGGUUUUAUGGCACCAUGUGUCAACAUGGCUAAAGGGGCACCAGAAGUGCCUGCUUUGGACAGCUAAGCUUCAAACUUGGCAUCUCUGUAAAUCAGUGCUGGCAUUAGUAAUCUUUUGAACAACUUUUGGCAGCUGUGGCACAUUUUAAUACUCUUCAGAAGUGGACCUGUGAUUAACUGCAUUACUGUAACGGAUAUAUUUUUCUUGUUCACCCUCCUCUCUCUUUUUUUUUUUUUUUUUUGCCAUCUCACUAGACGUGAUGUGCUUUCAGUGAUGUUUGAAGCCUAUUCCUCUUCUCUGUUAUCAUUUGAGCCUUUGGUGCAAAGAUUUCACUUAAAAAUCAAAGUUUAGAACUUGUGCCCACUGAUAACACAGUUGAUUGUAAAAUGCCAUUCUUUUAAGAAUAACCAUGUUCUGUAUUUUAGUUGUAAGCAUUAACGUGCAAAGGUAAAUGAAAACAUGGAAACAUUUCACUCAUGUCUCGUGCUGCUUACAUGAUGUUAUGGUAUUACCGGUCUGCACAGUGCAGAUGCCUUUUUAUGUUCGAUGCAACUUUUGUUUGCAUGUUGCUGAACAUAAUGCUUGCUUUGCUAACUGUUGUAGCAAAGGUGUUGAUUCACUGUACAUAGCGUCAACUUGAUGAGUUCCUUAUAAUGUACAUUUUCAUGGUUGUAUUUUGAUUUUUAUGAAACUGGUUAGCUACACUGCAUGCUGCUACAAGCUGCUAGCACAAUUACAUGUCACAAUGUCUUCAUCCUACCUGAUUGUAUGCUGGCUCAUGCUGUGUUCUCUUUAAAUAGAACCUUUUUUUUCACUGCAAUCAUCUGUGCCUCUACUUUCUUGUACACAAACUGUCUUCUACUUUGAUUGUUUUUAUUGAGGAUGUCAUUCACUACCCUCACCAUGUCAUUCAGGUAAUGUGGUGUUCAGAACAGCCUUGCUUGAAAUAAAGCGUAUGCUGGAAUAAGACAAUUUUAUUCCUAUUGCAAA
Messenger RNA from Dermacentor andersoni, 5004 nucleotides. Its product is annotated as frizzled-2-like. Lineage: Eukaryota; Metazoa; Arthropoda; Arachnida; Ixodida; Ixodidae. Gene Ontology annotation, cellular component: plasma membrane. The record is from RefSeq and is a predicted model, not a curated record. Gene Ontology annotation, molecular function: Wnt receptor activity; Wnt-protein binding. Gene Ontology annotation, biological process: non-canonical Wnt signaling pathway; canonical Wnt signaling pathway.